Messenger RNA from Octodon degus (degu), 7071 nucleotides. It is a transcript of the gene Chd1, whose product is annotated as chromodomain helicase DNA binding protein 1. The record is from RefSeq and is a predicted model, not a curated record. The coding region runs from base 167 to 5302 and encodes 1711 amino acids. Lineage: Eukaryota; Metazoa; Chordata; Mammalia; Rodentia; Octodontidae. The transcript has 36 exons. Gene Ontology annotation, cellular component: chromatin; nucleus. Gene Ontology annotation, molecular function: ATP binding; ATP hydrolysis activity; histone binding. Gene Ontology annotation, biological process: regulation of transcription by RNA polymerase II; nucleosome organization.
CGAAGACUUUCAGGAAGAAGGCAAAUCAAAGAGGGUCCCAGGAAAUCUGUGAAGGUUGAAGAAAAUUCUUCUGUGAAUUUUUUAUAUUCAAGGAGGAAUCAGUACUUAACAUUCAUCUUUUAAACUGAGAAGACAUAUUUUAUUUUGAAACUUCUUGAGAUUUACAAUGAAUGGACACAGUGAUGAAGACAGUGUUAGAAACAGUAGUGGAGAGUCAAGCCAGUCGGAUGAUGAUUCUGGAUCAGCAUCACGCUCUGGAUCUGGUUCGAGUACUGGAAGCAGUAGUGAUGGGAGCAGUAGCCAGUCUGGUAGCAGUGACUCUGACUCUGGAUCUGACUCAGGUAGUCAAUCAGAGUCCGAGUCAGAUGCAUCCCAAGAGAAUAAAGUUCAAGCAAAACCACCGAAAGUUGAUGGAGCCGAGUUUUGGAAAUCUAGCCCUAGUAUUCUGGCAGUUCAGAGAUCUGCAAUACUCAAGCAGCAGCAACAACAGCAGCAGCAACAGCAACAUCUAGCCUCAUCUAAUAGUGGAUCAGAAGAGGAUUCUUCUAGCAGUGAUGAUUCUGAUGACUCAAGUGAUGUAAAAAGGAAAAAGCAUAAAGACGAGGAUUGGCAAAUGUCAGGAUCGGGAUCGCCAUCCCAGUCUGGUUCAGAUUCGGAGUCUGAAGAAGAAAGAGAUAAGAGCAGUUGCGAUGAAACUGAAUCCGAUUACGAGCCAAAGAACAAAGUAAAAAGCAGGAAACUGCAAAAUAGAUCUAAGUCAAAAAAUGGGAAAAAGAUACUUGGACAAAAAAAGAGACAAAUUGAUUCAUCUGAAGAAGAUGAGGAGGAGGAAGACUAUGAUAAUGAUAAGAGAAGUUCUCGUCGCCAGGCAACUGUCAAUGUGAGCUACAAGGAAGAUGAGGAAAUGAAAACAGAUUCCGAUGACCUACUAGAGGUCUGUGGAGAAGAUGUUCCCCAACCAGAGGAAGAGGAAUUUGAAACAAUAGAAAGGUUUAUGGAUUGUCGUAUUGGGAGAAAAGGAGCUACUGGUGCUACUACAACCAUCUAUGCAGUUGAAGCGGAUGGGGAUCCAAAUGCAGGAUUUGAAAAAAACAAGGAGUCAGGAGAGAUCCAGUAUUUAAUUAAAUGGAAAGGAUGGUCCCAUAUCCACAACACUUGGGAAACUGAAGAAACCCUUAAACAGCAGAAUGUUAGAGGAAUGAAAAAGUUGGAUAACUAUAAGAAAAAAGAUCAGGAAACAAAAAGAUGGUUGAAAAAUGCUUCCCCAGAAGAUGUGGAAUAUUAUAACUGCCAACAAGAGCUUACAGAUGAUCUACACAAGCAGUACCAGAUAGUGGAGCGUAUAAUUGCUCAUUCCAACCAGAAGUCAGCAGCUGGUUAUCCUGACUAUUAUUGCAAAUGGCAGGGCCUUCCAUACUCAGAAUGCAGCUGGGAAGAUGGAGCUCUCAUUUCCAAAAAAUUUCAGGCAUGCAUUGAUGAGUAUUUUAGCAGGAACCAGUCAAAAACCACUCCUUUUAAAGAUUGCAAAGUAUUAAAACAAAGACCAAGAUUUGUAGCCUUGAAGAAGCAGCCAUCGUAUAUUGGAGGACAUGAAAGUUUAGAAUUAAGAGAUUACCAACUCAAUGGUUUAAAUUGGCUUGCUCACUCUUGGUGCAAAGGAAAUAGUUGCAUACUUGCUGAUGAAAUGGGUCUUGGAAAAACGAUACAGACAAUCUCAUUUUUGAAUUACUUGUUUCACGAACAUCAAUUAUAUGGACCUUUUCUAUUAGUAGUACCAUUGUCCACUCUCACUUCUUGGCAAAGGGAGAUUCAGACAUGGGCUUCUCAGAUGAAUGCUGUUGUGUAUUUAGGGGACAUUAACAGCAGAAACAUGAUAAGAACUCAUGAAUGGAUGCAUCCCCAGACCAAACGGUUAAAAUUUAAUAUACUUCUAACAACUUAUGAAAUUUUAUUGAAGGAUAAGGCUUUUCUUGGUGGUCUGAAUUGGGCAUUCAUAGGUGUAGAUGAAGCACAUCGAUUAAAAAAUGAUGAUUCUCUUCUAUACAAAACAUUGAUAGAUUUUAAAUCUAAUCACCGCCUCCUUAUCACUGGAACUCCUUUACAGAACUCUCUCAAAGAGCUGUGGUCAUUGCUCCAUUUCAUUAUGCCAGAAAAGUUUUCUUCUUGGGAAGAUUUUGAAGAAGAACAUGGCAAAGGGAGAGAAUAUGGUUACGCAAGUCUUCACAAGGAGCUUGAGCCGUUUCUGUUACGCCGAGUUAAAAAAGAUGUAGAAAAAUCUCUUCCUGCCAAGGUUGAACAGAUUUUAAGAAUGGAAAUGAGUGCUUUACAGAAACAGUAUUAUAAGUGGAUUUUAACUAGGAAUUACAAAGCCCUCAGCAAAGGUUCCAAGGGCAGUACCUCAGGCUUUUUGAACAUUAUGAUGGAGCUAAAGAAAUGUUGUAACCAUUGCUACCUCAUUAAACCACCAGAUAAUAAUGAAUUCUAUAAUAAACAGGAGGCCUUACAACACUUAAUCCGUAGUAGUGGAAAAUUAAUUCUGCUUGACAAGCUGUUAAUUCGUCUAAGGGAAAGAGGCAACCGAGUUCUCAUUUUUUCUCAAAUGGUGCGGAUGUUAGAUAUACUUGCAGAAUAUUUGAAAUAUCGUCAAUUUCCCUUUCAGAGAUUAGAUGGAUCCAUUAAAGGGGAGCUGCGGAAACAAGCUCUAGAUCAUUUUAAUGCUGAGGGAUCAGAGGAUUUCUGCUUUUUGCUUUCUACAAGAGCUGGAGGUUUAGGCAUUAAUUUAGCCUCUGCUGACACUGUUGUUAUUUUUGAUUCUGAUUGGAAUCCACAAAAUGAUCUUCAGGCACAGGCAAGAGCCCAUCGAAUUGGACAAAAGAAACAGGUGAAUAUAUAUCGUCUAGUUACAAAGGGAUCAGUUGAAGAAGAUAUUCUUGAAAGGGCCAAAAAGAAGAUGGUUUUAGAUCAUCUUGUGAUUCAAAGAAUGGACACAACUGGGAAGACAGUACUGCAUACAGGUUCUGCUCCAUCAAGUUCUACGCCUUUCAAUAAAGAAGAAUUAUCAGCUAUUUUAAAGUUUGGUGCUGAGGAACUUUUUAAGGAACCUGAAGGAGAAGAACAAGAACCCCAGGAAAUGGAUAUAGAUGAAAUUUUGAAGAGGGCUGAAACUCAUGAAAAUGAACCAGGCCCUUUAACUGUAGGAGAUGAAUUGCUUUCCCAGUUCAAGGUUGCCAACUUUGCAAAUAUGGAUGAGGAUGACAUUGAAUUGGAACCUGAAAGAAAUUCAAAGAAUUGGGAAGAAAUCAUUCCAGAAGAUCAAAGAAGACGAUUAGAAGAGGAAGAAAGGCAAAAGGAACUUGAGGAAAUAUAUAUGCUUCCAAGAAUGAGAAACUGUGCAAAACAGAUUAGUUUCAAUGGAAGUGAAGGGAGGCGCAGUAGAAGUAGGAGAUACUCUGGGUCUGAUAGUGAUUCAGUCUCAGAAGGGAAGAGGCCAAAAAAACGAGGAAGACCACGCACCAUCCCUCGGGAAAAUAUUAAAGGAUUUAGUGAUGCAGAAAUUAGGCGGUUUAUCAAGAGCUAUAAGAAAUUUGGUGGCCCUCUGGAAAGAUUAGAUGCAAUUGCUCGAGAUGCUGAAUUAGUUGAUAAGUCAGAAACAGACCUCAGACGACUGGGAGAAUUGGUGCAUAAUGGUUGCAUUAAAGCUUUGAAGGAUAGUUCUUCAGGAACAGAACGAACAGGUGGUAGACUAGGGAAAGUAAAGGGGCCAACAUUCCGAAUAUCAGGAGUACAAGUGAAUGCCAAGCUAGUCAUUUCCCAUGAAGAAGAAUUAAUACCUUUGCAUAAAUCCAUUCCUUCAGACCCAGAAGAAAGAAAACAGUAUACAAUCCCGUGUUACACAAAACCAGCUCAUUUUGAUAUAGACUGGGGCAAAGAAGAUGAUUCCAACUUAUUAAUUGGUAUUUAUGAAUAUGGAUAUGGAAGCUGGGAAAUGAUUAAAAUGGAUCCAGACCUCAGUCUAACACAUAAGAUUCUUCCAGAUGAUCCUGAUAAAAAGCCACAAGCAAAACAAUUGCAGACACGUGCAGACUACCUCAUCAAGUUACUUAGUAGAGAUCUUGCAAAAAAGGAAGCUCUGAGACUUUCUGGUGCAGGUGGCUUAAAGAGAAGAAAAGGAAGAGUUAAGAAAAAUAAAGCAAUGAAGUCCAUAAAAGUGAAAGAAGAGAUAAAGAGUGAUUCUUCUCCCCUGCCUUCAGAGAAGUCUGAUGAAGAUGAUGAGAAGUUGAGUGAAUCUAAGUCUGAAAGUAAAGAAAGAUCAAAAAAAUCUUCAAUAUUAGAUACUCCAGUUCACAUAACUGCAAGUGGUGAGCCAGUUCCCAUAUCUGAAGAGUCUGAAGAGCUGGAUCAGAAGACAUUCAGCAUUUGUAAAGAGAGAAUGAGGCCUGUGAAAGCAGCUCUGAAACAACUUGAUAGGCCUGAGAAAGGCCUUUCAGAAAGAGAGCAGCUGGAACAUACUAGACAGUGUUUAAUAAAAAUUGGAGACCAUAUCACAGAAUGUCUGAAAGAGUAUACAAAUCCUGAACAAAUUAAGCAGUGGAGAAAAAACCUGUGGAUUUUUGUGUCUAAAUUUACUGAGUUUGAUGCAAGAAAAUUGCAUAAGUUAUAUAAACAUGCUAUUAAAAAACGACAAGAAACUCAGCAAAACAGUGACCAGAACAGCAAUUUGAAUGCCCACGUGAUUAGAAAUCCAGAUGUGGAAAGAUUAAAAGAGAAUUCAAAUCAUGAUGAUAGCAGCAGGGACAGUUACUCUUCUGACAGACAUUUGUCUCAGUACCAUGACCAUCAUAAAGACCGCCAUCAGGGAGAUUCUUACAAAAAGAGUGAUUCCAGAAAAAGACCUUAUUCUUCAUUUAGUAAUGGUAAAGAUCAUCGAGAGUGGGAUCACUACAAGCAAGACAGCAGAUAUUACAGUGACCGAGAGAAACACAGAAAACUGGAUGAUCAUAGAAGUAGAGAUCACAGGUCAAAUUUGGAAGGAAGUUUAAAAGAUAGAUGUCAUUCUGAUCAUCGAUCUCAUUCAGACCAUCGGGUACAUUCAGAUCACCGGUCAAGCUCUGAAUAUACACACCAUAAAUCUUCCAGGGAUUAUAGAUAUCACUCGGAGUGGCAAAUGGACCACAGAGCUUCCAGUAGUGGCCCUAGGUCACCACUAGAUCAGAGGUCUCCUUAUGGCUCCAGAUCUCCAUUUGAACAUUCAGUUGAACACAAAAGUACACCUGAGCAUACCUGGAGUAAUCGGAAAACAUAACAAAAACUAAUGCUUUGUCUUUCUGGACUUAUCUUUUAGCCAUAUAUCAUAAACCAACACAGUAAUUGCCUUACAUGACUUGAAAGAUAUAAACAGAUCUUCUAUCAGUAGCAGUAUUGUUACUUCUUUCCAGGAUGCAAGAUCUAUUAUCCCAACAGAAGAGAAACUAUUUUUAUAUUUAAGGAUUAUGCUGCACUGUACUACAAAUAUUGUAGUACUUUUUUUUUUUUUUUUUUCUUUUUUAAAGAAAUGGAAAAUGUUUACUAUAACAGGGACCUCAACACUGCCCUCCCAUAUAGGCUGGAUAAAACUUUUUUAAGUCAGUUAUUUUAGACUGACCUCCAUUUAAAUUAUGUUUGUAUAUGAACUUUACUCUGACCUGUGAUCAUGUUUCAGGAAGGAAUGAAAGAGAGUUCUUUUCUUAAUAAAGAAAAAAGGCUCAAGGACUUUGUUCACUUUCCAAAGCUACUUGUUUACAUUGUACACUGCGACCACCUUGCCGCUUUUCAUCACAAGCUUGAAUAUUUAAAUUCUGUACUUAUAUCUGUAAUAUAGCCAGGAAUUUCCUGUUUGUGAUUUAUUAUGCCUUUUUAUAUAAAAAAUGGCUGUAAAUUAUUGUAAAUGUAUUAAAUGAGCUUUCCUUACUUUCUCCCUCAGGCUUUUUUUGACUGUUCCUUUCUCUACCAACUCAGGCCUUCUUAUAAAAAAAAAAAAAAUCAGUCUAAUAACAUUUUUUAAUCUGUCUUGAUGGAAUUGUUGUUUAGAAUGUAAAAAUGGGGAAAGGGGCCACUUAUUUCCAUUAGUCCUUUUUAUAUUGAAUACUUUAUUAGCUACAUGUUAUUCCUCUCCCCUUUUUUAGUCAAUAUUAUGUUUGUAGUAAAAGAAAAAAUGGUGAGAUAAUACAGAAAGUCUAAACUGUGUUCUGGAAACAUUUUUUCAGAUGCAUUUGGUUUAAAAGGGUAGGUAUAUGACACUCAGAAUCCAAACGGCCAAAAGUUACUGUAAAUCCAUUUGUUUUCCCUUUUCAUGUGGGCAAUAAUGUCAAAUGUGCUAUGCAGCCAGGUUAACAUUUUAGACAAACUUGAUUGACUUUUAAUAUAAACUGUUACAAUGCACACUGAUUGUAUAUAAAAACCUUAUAUAUGACAAAUUAAAUUUAAGAAAAAGGAUUUAUGGGCUCUUGUAGUUUUCUGCUGCAUUCUUAUUCCUUCAAGCACUUAAUUUUGUUUCUGGUUUUUUGGUUUUUUUUUAACAUUGAACAGUAAAAAGAUAAUUUGGUAAAUGAUUAAAUAUUGGCAGUGUAGUACUACAAUUAAAAUCUAUUUUGAAAACUAAUCUUCCUAGGAAGUAAAAGGUCUUCAAAUCUUUGUACCCUUUGGCUUCCUGAAGCUAUUUUAGUGUGCCUUGCUUUCAUAGGUUUAUUUUUAUUAUAUUCAUUGAGAAUAUUUGAAGCAUGUGACAUGCAUUUUUAGUAUGCUUGUUAUGAAACAAAUUUUAAUUGUAUUCUGACAAUUAUGGAUAUAUUCCUGUGCUUCUAUACAUAACUCCACUAAUGAGCUGUGGAAGCAGUGUAUUAAAAUUCACCCAUAAAUUUAUUUAUUAUUUUCCUUUUAUUCGUUUAUGUCUAAAUUUUACACUUUGUACAAAAGUUUCCUAGGUUUUUAUUUUUUUCUUACAUUUAUUUAUAUGUUUUUUUAUACUCUGAAGAAUAAUGAUGUUUCUUUCCUGGUAUAUAAGAUCACAUGUAAAGGAAUAACCCUAUUUUUUUU